AUGACAAUAAUACUAUUUCUAAUUGAUUCAAGUGCUUCUAUGGCACAAAAAACUUAUUUGGGUACAACAAUGUUAGAUAUUGCAAGAUCGAUUGUCGAACUUUUUCUUAAGCAACGAGUUCGUGAUGCAAAUGCGAGAGGUGAUAGAUAUAUGCUGAUGUCGUUUGAAGAAUUCCCAGCUAAUGUUAAGUGUGGGUGGCGUGAAAGUCAAAGUAUUUUUCAAGAACAACUAAAAUCGCUUAAACCGCAUGGAUUAACAACAUUCGGCGCGGCUUUAGGAUCGGCUUUCAGAUUUGUCAAUGUGAAUCGAUUGCAAACUGGUAUCGAUAACUAUGGCUGUGGUCGAUAUCCAUUUUAUAUGGAGCCAGUUGUGAUUAUAAGUAUAACUGACGGUAAUUCAUUGACAUGCCCAAGUGGAGGCAUACUUGGCGAAAUUAAAGUCGCUAAACCAGUUGCCAUUGGAAAUGAAUUAACGGAAGAACCUUUUCGUUGGGAUCAGCGGUUAUUUGCAUUGGUUUUGCGGUUGUCUGGUCAUACACCGAAAGCUCGAUUCAUAUCCGGUAUGACUCUGCCACCGGAUAAUAGCCCAAUUGAUGCGAUGUGUCUUGCUACUGGUGGAAUGAUUGAAAACUCUGAAGCGAAACGUAAUGGCGAAAUAGAUGGUUUGAAACCAGUAGCAGAUGAAGAUUGGAGGAAUAUACUAACAACAAUUUAUUCUAGAGCAUCAAGACCAUAUCCUGGAUUCUGGCCGAUUCCUGAAUCAUUCUGGCCGGACAAAAAUAUGGUUUCACUGCCGUCAAGAAAAGCCCAUCCAGUAAUAGCAUUUCGAUGUGAACCUUGUGAGCCGUUAGUGUGCCAGGAUUUCCCUUUUGACAAAUAUGAAUUAGAACCGUCCGCUCUUACACAAUUUAUUCUUGAUCGAAAACAGUCAAGUGUUUGUUGGCAAGUUUAUGUUCUGAAUUCAAGUAAUGGUGGCACUUUUCCUGCCCCUUUUGGAUAUCUCAAGGCAGCCACCAAUUUGCAGUGUGUUAAUUUAUUUAUAAUGCCAUACAAUUAUCCAGUCUUAUUAUCAUUAAUUGAUGAAGUAAAACAGGAUUCUAAAGUAAAACUUAGUCAGUUGUGGAGACUGAAGUUGGAAAAAUAUCUCAUGAAUGUGCCUAAUUAUUAUAUACAGCCAUUGAAAAAGGCUUUUGUUCGUUUGAAUAUAACGAGUCCGCUUUUGGAGCCAGAUCAGAUUCCACAAUAUUCCUAUAAUAUAUUGUCAUACUUAACAAAAAUUAAGCAUGUUGCCCGUGAAGAAUUCGAUUCACAUUGCUCUGCUUUGGCGACAGCACUGCAAAAACCGCCAGUCUUACAUACCCAAACUCCUUUGGUAAAGAGAACUAUACGUUCUCAGACGAUAUUUAAUCACAGACGUAUACCUCGGCUUAUUUCGAAUGAGAAUUUUCAGGGAAUGCAGAUCAGUGUUAGCGAACCAAAGAUACUGAUCGCUCCAUCCGCGCAAUUUCGAAAUCCAUUUGAAAUCAAGCGGAAAAGACUUGUCGAAUGUUUGGCUAAGAUGCGAUUGAAUCUACUGCAACAACUCGCUUCUGGGGCAAUUCCUGUUUUCGAAGGGGGUCGACCGGGGAUGAAUCUCAAAUUACAGCAUGCUGAAGAUCUACACAGUCUACCUGUCGGUCAAAUGGGCAAUUACCAGGAAUAUGUUAAAAGUCUUGAAGCUGUUGGUAGAGGAGCUUUAAGGGAAGUCGAGCCGCAAGCUAUCAGAGUUCACGCAUUUGGUAAUCCUUUCAAAAUCGAUAAGAAAAAUAUGGCAGUUGAUGAAGUUGGAGAAGGAAGUUUGCUUGGUGGAGCUGGUAAAGCCGAUAGUUUAAAGAAAAGAUUAGCUGCAACCACUAGUGCUAGCGUUAUCAAUUCUGAAACAAGUCGUCCUCCGCGUAAAAAGCCAGGGCCAUUAGCACAUGAUUCAUUAAAGCAGUGGAGAAGAAAACGAAAAGCACUGUCGAUGUGUUCCAGUUCGUCAAUCGCUUCCUAUGAUUCUGAUAUAGCAUCAGUCUCGUCAUUAAAGGAUGAUCUCCACGCAGAUAUUUCCCGCGAAAAAAUCAUUUCAUUGCAAAAGGAAGAGCUAAAUGAGCUUUGUUUUGACGAUCAGAGCCUUUGCUUAAGGCAUGCAAUUCGUGAAGCAAGGCGAUUUAAACGGAAAGCAAUUGUUGAUAGCUUGUCAGAAUAUUUAAACAGAUUUUCCGACUCCUAA
Messenger RNA from Dracunculus medinensis (Guinea worm), 2250 nucleotides. NCBI's taxonomy places the organism in Eukaryota, Metazoa, Nematoda, Chromadorea, Rhabditida, Dracunculidae. The record is from the annotation of a GenBank genome assembly.